AUAAAAAUGACACAUUUAAUUAAGGACACCUUUUAUAAGGAAAAACUUUAUUAGGUCUCUCUUUCUUCGUUUUCUUUUGCUUAAGAAUAGGCUGGUAAACAAAAAGAAGUGAAACAACCAAUUUCAGAAGAUGUGUUAAAGAAGGCACUAACUACAUAUGGUAAAACUGCUGAAGGAUAACAUUAUGCAUAUUUGAGUUUCAUGGCAAAUAAUUUAGACAUAACUAGUUUACAUGUAUUACUCACAUAUCUAUUAUGAUUAGGGGAUUGAGAAAUUCAAACAUCUUUAACACAUCGAUGUUAGUAAUAACUCUAUUAAGUCUCUGAAACCAUUAAAUGGAUUGAAAUAUAUCAUUACUCUAAAGGCUAGCAAUAACAGAUUGACAAAAUUAUUGGACUUAAAGUAUUUGAUUAUUGUAUACCAGGCACAUCCCAUUGCAAAUAAUGGAUGUAGAUUGCAGUAACAAUGAAAUUGAAGUUAUUCCAGACCUCAGUUGCCAUCGUUUUCUUCGCUAUUUGAAUCUCUCUUAUAACAAGAUUAGACAAAUAGAAGGAGUUCAAAAAAACAAGUACUUGUAAGUUUUGAAAUUGGCUAACAACCAUAUUGAUCAUAUUGAAAAUUUAGACGGAAUGAAUCUGACCGAAUUGGAUCUAUUUGGGAAUGAAAUUACAAUCCUGGAUGGUUUGACUUAAUUACCAAAGUUGAGGAAACUUGAACUCUCUCAAAAUUAAAUUAAGAGUCUAAAUGGAAUCGUUGAUCUUAUCUCAGUCAGAGAAUUGAGAAUGGCAAAUAAUAAGAUUUCAAGGAUAAAAGAGUUGUCAUAUCUGGAAAAUCUAGUAUUUCUUAGUGUUCUUGAUCUAUGUUACAACCCAAUAUAAAACAGACGAUAUUAUAGAUGGCAAGUCUUAUACAAAUUGCCAGGUUUAAGAAAUCUGGAUGGAGUAUAAGUUCCUCCAGAAGAUAUCGUCAAGGCAGAAAAUCUCUAUGGAAUGGAUUUAGAAGACAGAAAGAGAAUUUUUAAAGAAGUCUUGCCAGAUGAAGAAUUUAUAGAUAGAAGAAUUCAUAUAUCUGAAGUAAAUAUAUCGAUUAAUAUAACAGUUAAUUGAACCAGAGACUGAAGACGAGAAUGAGAAUUAAGAAUUUAUCGAUCAAUAUGAUAAAACAGGCAAAAUGAUGUAAAAAUAAACCAAAUCGAUGGGAUCAUAAAAAUCAAUUAGUGAAAUGGUAUUCCUAUCUUAUAUAUAUUAUCAAGUACCAUUCUAAUAAGAGCCUAUAAGAAAGGGAAUAUUAAUGA
This is a messenger RNA of Paramecium octaurelia, 1294 nucleotides long. NCBI's taxonomy places the organism in Eukaryota, Ciliophora, Oligohymenophorea, Peniculida, Parameciidae. The record is from the annotation of a GenBank genome assembly.